Molecule: messenger RNA, 1434 nt
Organism: Echinococcus granulosus
Lineage: Eukaryota; Metazoa; Platyhelminthes; Cestoda; Cyclophyllidea; Taeniidae
Product: IQ domain-containing protein D
Exons: 6
Coding region: 1-1434 (477 amino acids)
Molecular function (GO): protein binding
Source: RefSeq, a predicted model, not a curated record
AUGGCGUCUGACCUGGCGUCCUCGGCUGUGUGGGAGCACCUACCACCGAUCAGUGGUCGCGUGGGGCUCAUGCAAUCGGAGGACACCUCCAAGGUGGACCAAUCGCCACACUUGGCAAUGCUGAAACCGGCGCAGAAGCAUAUGCAGACGAUUGAGGGCAAACGCGCAAUGCUAAUCAUGAACACGUGCGUCUCUAAGGUGCUGCUAGUCGCUGCUUUUCCGCAGAUCGUCGCCAAUAUUAAGCACUACGAGCUACUGCUUGGAAGGGAGGUUAAAGUACUGUUUAGAGAGUAUGAGAGGAUUUCGACUGAAUACGAGGUGGUGGUGAAUGCCUCGUCCACGGAACCAACUGUCAGUUGUCAGAAACUGCAUGAAAUGGUGAGUAAGGAAGACGAUUUUUUGCGGAGAUCUGCAGACUCGAAGGAGACCACGCCAGUUAAAGUGCCUAUAGAACCACAGAAGACGGGGGAGCCCUUGUGCCUCAUCCCUGGGGUCAUUCGUCUUUUUCUUAAGAAGUUACAAGUCUUCCUCAAGCGAGACGUCGGAACCGAAGAGGAUGUGCUAAAAGACCGCCUUUUCGAUGUGACCCGUCAAAUCACCCGAUGCAUCGUGGCGGAGCCCGUGGUGACAGCAGCCCUGAUUCGGCAUUACCGCGAGUGGCGAGUCGAACCGGGCGGGCCGAUGCGUGAGUUGGCCAGUCAGUUGGUGCAACUGCGUUUCAUCCUGCGUCAGGUGCUCCUCGUGAGCUCCCACGAGAUCGCUGCGCGAGACGAGUACAUCGAGAGAGCGGAGAAACAGGGUGCCAAACAGGGCGCGACACUUCAACGACUGAUAGAUCGACUAGAGGUCAUGACCCAGGAGCACAACAAAGUGUCAGAGGAAAAGAUUCGUGAAAUUGAACGCCUGAACGCUUGUCUUUUGUCAACUGAGGAAAGGGCCACAGAAACGAUUGCAGAGAUGCAAGAAAAAUUUAUAAAGGAGCACAAGGAGGCUCGAAAAAAACACAAGAAAACAAUGCAAAUAUUGUCAGAGGAUUCUGCUGCUGCAAAGAAAAUGUACGAAGAGGAGUCAGCCGCCUUUCGCAAACGUGAGCUGGCCAUUCGUCGGCAAAAGUGGCGACUUGAAGACCAGCUAGAAAGCAUUGUAAAAAAAAUGGAUGACCAACUCUUUGAACUGCAGACUAAGUACGAUGAAGCUAAACGUCAAUAUGACGAAGAAUUGAAGGCCUAUGAGUUUCUAACUGCCAAAUUUGAACCUCUGAAGGUGGAAUAUGACGCAAUAAUGGAGGCAAGGGCAAAGGAAGAAGAGGCGCGAUUGCAGGCUAUUAAGGAGCAGGAUGAAAUGAUCAAAUCGGCAACAUUCAUCACGUCGCUCUACAGGGCCUUCAAGGCCCGCAAGCGCAUCAAAGCGGAAAGAAAGGGUCGCAAGUUCUAG